AUGGUGUCAGCGUGGCAACAGUGGCUCUCGCCGCGACCGCAGAAACGCACCAGAAACAAUUCCCAACCGUCUUUCAAUCAUCUUGGUAAUGCGGCGCUGUACGAGCCUCUCUCAAAGCCGGACGGCCUUUGGGUUGUCAGAGAGACGCAUUACAUAGAAAAUGCACUCGUUCGUGCCGGGCUAUCUGGACCCCCACUACAUAUACAUCGUUUACAGGACGAAUACUUCAAGGUCGAGCAGGGUGUAUUGGGUAUAGUCAAGAACGGAGUGGAAUACACCGUCACCAAGGAUGAUGGAGUCUUCCACAUACCUGCCGGCACGCGCCAUCGGUUCUGGUUUCAUAAAUCGUCUACGGAGACUCUCGUCUUCUCCGUCUGGUUGGAUCCCUGUAAGGAUAAGGACUAUAUUCUUGACGUGAACUUCCUGCGCAACCUUUCAGGCUACCUCGACGAUUGCCUCAAGGCCGGCCUGAAGCCGUCCGUUCUCCAAAUCAUUCUUUUCACAGAAAACGCAACCUCCCUCCUGUGCCCGCCUUUCCUGAAUUGGAUGCCGGUCUGGUUGCUCAUUCCAGUACACCGCGGGCUUGCCUGGUUCGCAGAGAAAGUGUUAGGGUAUGAGAAGUCGUAUCCGGAGUACACCAGAGAUUCGUGA
This is a messenger RNA of Aspergillus pseudoviridinutans, 651 nucleotides long. Its product is annotated as cupin domain-containing protein. The transcript is spliced from 4 exons. The record is from RefSeq and is a predicted model, not a curated record. Bases 1 to 651 code for a protein of 216 amino acids. NCBI's taxonomy places the organism in Eukaryota, Fungi, Ascomycota, Eurotiomycetes, Eurotiales, Aspergillaceae.